AUGGUAAAAUACAAAUGCAUACAGAAAUAUAUAAUGGCUGUUCCGGCUUCUUCUUCCUCUUUCUUCUUCUUCUCUUCCCCUUUCUAGGCUUAGCCCAUCAUCAGGAAUUAAAGCAGUUCAUAAUACCACUCUUUUCUCUUCAAAACCAUAAAGAAGACCAGAGAGAGAGAGAGAGAGAGAGAGAGAGUGUGUGUGUGUGUGAAUCUGAUGUGUGGCCUUUUCAAUUAGAGGUUAUAUAUAUAUAUGUAUAUAUAUAUAUAUAUAUAUGUAUGCAUAGAACAGAUGCGUGUAUCGAAGAUUCCCACCCUAUCGUAUUCUCUCUCUGAUGUGAAUCAAUAACCGGAUCUGUCUUCGUAAGCAUCCGAAUCUCUGUUACUUCAACUUUUCUUUCUCUUUGAUUUCGAUUUCGACCUUGUUUUCCUGAUUGAUUAUGGCGUCGCCUGGGAAUCCAAAUCAACAGCCGCAACCAGCCGGAUUUGAUAUGAAUAAGCUCUUCAAACCCUCUUCUGCUCCGAUGAAUAUGAACAUGAUGCCUCCGAUUCCUACUCCAAGCUCUCCAAAUCUUACUUCUUCGCCUUCUUUUCCUACGCCUGCAACCGCUCCUCCGCCUCCUUAUCUCACGCCUUCUUCCUCUUAUCCUCCACCCACUGGUCCGUACUCUUUUCACCACCAUCCUCACUACAUCCCUUACCCUCCUCCUCCUCAACACCAUCCUCAGCUCCAGCUUAAUAGACCACCAAUUUCAUAUCCACCUCCGCUGCAGCCCACUCCACCAGUUUUACCACCAACAUCUUCUCCACAUAUCCCCUCUACUAACCCUACCUCCGGUGGUGACCUUCUCAUGGCUUUCUUCGGCAAUCCGAACCAGACAAUCUCCUCUCCUUCCCCCUCUUCUUCCGAGUUUCAGACUGCUGCCUCCUCCAAUCCUCCUCCCGUCCCCUCUGCCCCCCCUCUCAGCGUCUCUCCUGCUCCCAUGAGAUUGCUCAGUAGCAAGCUUCCUAAAGGAAGGCAUCUAAUUGGCAAUCACGUAACUUAUGAUAUAGAUGUUAGGUUCCAGGGUGAAGCUCAGCCCCAACUUGAAGUCACUCCCAUUACUAAGUACGCCUCCGAUCCAGGCCUUGUUCUUGGUCGCCAGAUUGCUGUUAACAGGAACUACAUUUGCUAUGGUCUCAAGCUUGGCGCCAUCCGCAUCCUCAAUAUCAUUACUGCCAUGAGAUCUUUGUUGCGAGGCCACACCCAGAGAGUGACAGAUAUGGCUUUCUUUGCCGAGGACGUGCAUCUGCUGGCAAGUGCAAGUAUUGAUGGACGGAUUUUUAUAUGGAAGAUCAAUGAAGGUCCAGAUGAGGAAGAGAAGUCUCAAAUUUUUGGGAAAAUUGUUCUUGCCAUUCAGAUAGUUGGACAAGGGGAAUCUAUACAUCCACGACUUUGCUGGCAUCCUCACAAACAAGAAAUUUUGAUGGUUGCAAUUGGAAAUCGCAUCCUAAAAAUUGAUACCACAAAGGUUGGGAAAGGUGAACGUUUUUCGGCAGAGGAGCCUCACUGCCCUCUUGAUAAGCUGAUUGACGGGGUUCAGCUUUUUGGCAGACAUGAUGGUGAAANNNNCGGAAACCACCUUUUAUUAUUUGUUUAUGCCAUAUAUGCUUUUGUGUCUACUAAUGUCUCACAGUUAGAAAACUAAUGUUUGCAACAGGUGAAGAUUUGGGAAGAUCGGAAGGCAACACCGCUUGCAUUGUUGAGAGCACAUGACGGUCAUCCUGUUAACUCUGUGACCUUCUUGACCUCUCCACAUCGCCCUGAUCAUAUUGUUCUUAUCACGGGGGGGCCGCUAAAUCGGGAAGUGAAGAUGUGGGUCUCUGCAGGUGAAGAGGGCUGGUUGUUACCUAGUGAUGCUGAAUCCUGGAUUUGUACUCAGACAUUGGACCUAAAAAGUUCUGCUGAGCCAAAGCUUGAAGAUGCAUUUUUUAAUCAAGCUGUAGCUUUGCCCCGGUCAGGUCUCAUUCUACUUGCAAAUGCCAAGAGGAAUGCCAUCUAUGCCAUCCACAUAGAUUAUGGGCCUCAUCCUGCUGCAACUCGCAUGGAUUACAUAGCAGAGUUUACUGUUACCAUCCCCAUAUUGAGUCUUACUGGAACAAGUGAAGGUUUGCCUGGUGAACAUACUGUACAGGUUUACUGUGUCCAAACGCAGGCUAUUCAACAGUAUGCACUAGAUCUAUCUCAGUGCUUGCCACCUCCUAUGGAAAACAUGGAGUUGGAGAAAUCCGAUCCGAAUGUUGCUUGUGUUUCUGAUGCAGCCAAUUCUGAUAUUUCUGCAGUUCUGGAAUCAUCACAGGGAAAUAAAUCACCUGAGAUGCCUGUAGGUAACACAAUUUCAGUUGCACCUGUAAUUUCAGGCAGCUCAGAAAGUGCCCCAGUAGCAAGUCAUCCAGAAAGAGUGGCUUCUUCUGAUGUUUCUAGCUUGCCAGAAAUCAUUCCUUCAGGCUUUGAAACUAAGCCAAGUAAUUUACCAUCUCAUGGUAGUGCUGAACGUAUUCACACUGCAUCACCUCCUCUUCCAUUGAGUCCAAAAUUAUCUCAAAAAUCAUCUGGUUUUAGAAAUUCUCCUAAUAGUUUUGAGCCUUCACCACUUGCUGAUCAUGGUAGUGAGCAGUCAGGUCCUGAUGCCGAUCACCGAAUAGAACAUAAAGAUGCAUCUUCAUCAGGUGAUAAUUUGCGGAAGGUUGACAAAAAUGUUUUGCAGAAUGACAUUUCUGUGGUUCCUGAUCCACCUGUAGUGUUUAAACACCCAACCCAUUUGGUAACACCAUCAGAGAUAUUAUCUACUGCUGCUUCGUCAGAAAGUUCUCAGAUUAAUAAGGCUUUGAAUUUGGGAGAUGCGAAGGUUCAAGAUGUGUCUGUCAACAAUGAUGCAGAAAGCAUUGAGGUAGAGGUAAAAGUUGUGGGCGAGACAGGAUCUGGUCAAAAGAAGGAGUUCGACCAUUUGAGAGAUCCUCAUGUUAUUGUUGCAGAGAAAAAGGAAAAAUCUUUCUAUUCUCAGGCCUCAGAUUUGGGCAUUCAGAUGACAAGAGACUUUUGUGUGGAGACUUAUAAUGCUGAGGGAACUCAGCAGGCUAAUGAUGUUAGUGUUAUUGAGGGACCGGAUAGACCUUGCAACUCUGGUGAGGAAGAAGAGCAAGACGGGAUGAAAGUUGUGACUCCAAAAGCUGUUGCAUUGGAAGCUCCUGCUGCAAUUCCACAAUCAUUAACCCCAGCUAUGAAAGGAAAAAAACAUAAGGGGAAGAAUUCUCAAGUGUCUGGUCUGUCUUCUCCUUCUCCAAGUCCUUAUAACUCGACAGAUUCAUCGAAUGAGCCAGGAUGCAGUCCUGGUGCCCCAUCUAACGAUGCUGCUUUAUCUCAGUUGUUGUCCAUGCAUGACAUGAUUGAACAGUUAAUGGACAUGCAAAAAGAAAUACAGAAGCAGAUGAAUGCAGUGGUUUCUGGCCCAGUUAAUAAAGAAGGGAAGAGACUAGAGGCAUCCUUAGGCCGGAGCAUUGAGAAAGUUGUUAAGGCUAAUAUGGAUGCUUUGUGGGCUCGUUUCCAAGAAGAAAAUGCAAAACAUGAGAAGUUAGAACGAGAUCGCACCCAACAGAUAACAAAUUUGAUCUCUAAUUGUAUAAACAAGGACUUGCCAGCCAUAUUUGAGAAAACAUUAAAGAAGGAAGUUGCAGCCGUUGGCCUAGCUGUAGCUCGUGCUAUUACUCCAAUAAUGGAAAAGUGCAUAUCUUCAGCUAUUACAGAAUCAUUCCAGAAAGGGGUUGGUGAUAAGGCAGUGAAUCAGCUAGAGAAAUCAGUAUGUUCCAAGCUAGAGGCCACAGUCACCAGACAAAUUCAAGUACAGUUUCAAACUUCUGGAAAGCAAGCUCUUCAGGAUGCAUUAAGGUCUAGUUUAGAGGCUUCCGUUAUUCCUGCAUUUGAGAUGUCAUGCAAAGCUAUGUUUGAGCAAGUUGAUGCCACAUUCCAGGAAGGUCUUAUCAAACACACAACUGCUACUCAGCAGCAAUUUGAGACUACUCAUUCUCCUCUGACCAUGGCAUUAAGGGAUGCAAUAAAUUCAGCAUCAUCAAUAACUAAGACUUUAAGUGGGGAAUUAGCUGACGGGCAGCGAAAGAUCCUUGCUCUUGCAGCUGCUGGUGCUAACUCCAAAGCAGGAAACCCCUUAGUAACACAGCUGAGUAACGGACCACUGGCUGGUCUACAUGACCUGCAAGCUGAGGCACCACCGGAUCCAACUAAAGAGCUCUCAAGGUUGGUGACUGAAAGAAAAUAUGAGGAAGCUUUUACUGGAGCCCUUCACAGAAGUGAUGUCUCCAUAGUUUCCUGGUUGUGUUCUCAGGCUGACCUACAGAGUAUUUUAUCAAUGGUACCACUCCCUCUUAGCCAAGGAGUACUCCUUGCCCUGCUCCAGCAAUUGGCUUGUGAUGUUAGUAAAGACACCCCUAGGAAGUUGGCCUGGAUGACAGAUGUGGCGGUUGCCAUAAACCCUGGAGAUCCAAUGAUUGCCAUGCAUGUUCGACCUAUCUUUGAGCAGGUGUACCAGAUACUAGGACAUCAACGGAACCUACCCACAACUUCGGCUUCUGAAGCAUCGAGCAUCCGGCUUCUUAUGCAUGUGAUAAACUCUGUGUUAAUGAGCUGUAAAUGAUUAUUGAGUCUUUUUUUUUUCUUUUUUCUGUUUAAUCUGUGAAAAUUUGUAAGUUGAACUUUUGGUUUGUAUAGAGAUUAGGGAAGUUAACUCGGGGAAAACAGAGAAUAACUUCGGUGUAUCCAGUUGGUACGUUGUACUUUGCGUGAAAUAGUCAAAAGAUUUUUUUUUUUUUUCGAUUA
Molecule: messenger RNA, 4860 nt
Organism: Carica papaya (papaya)
Lineage: Eukaryota; Viridiplantae; Streptophyta; Magnoliopsida; Brassicales; Caricaceae
Source: RefSeq, a predicted model, not a curated record